UCCUCUGCUCUACGGGGCUAAGGAACCGAACUCGGCAGGCCUACUCUGGAGACGAAGAUUAUGAUCCUUUCUGGCAAAGGUUGGAGAUCUGAGUUGGGUGGGAGUUAGAACUAGAGCUCUCCUCUCCCUCCCUCCCCUUGAAGGAACAUGGACGGUCCCCAGGACGCGCCUAGGCCCAGAUCCAGGGCGGGAAGCCCCCCUGGCAGCCGGACUUCCCCAUUGCCUCCUUUUUCUGCCAUGGUGGGGUUGUUGCUUCACCUCUUUGUCUAUGUCGUUGUUCUGCUUUAUAGUUAUGCUGAAGAACUGUUUGCUGGCAAGAGUGAAGAUGAGGGGAAGAAGCCUGGAGCAGCCCAACAAGGAGAGAGUAGUAACCCAGAAGAAGGGGCACUCAGAAAUUGUGGCCCUAGCCCACCAGCAAUUCACCCGGAGAGGCUCGAGGCCUUUGGGGAAGAGGGGGACUCCCUGAAUGGGGGUAUUAGGACUCGGGAGAUGAAGAUCAUGGGCCAGAGAGAGGAGCUCCUCAGAGGUGCCCCAGACCUGAGCAGGAUGACAGAAAAACGAUCCCGGCACAAGAUGAUCCGCUAUGAGGACAUAAAUGCAGCACGCCUCCAGAUCCAGAUGAGAAUCCAGAAAACCCCAUGCACAUAUUCUAGACUGUCCAAGCGAUAUGGUAUGGACAUCUAUCUGAAGAAGGAAUUCCUCCAGUAUACAGGGUCGGUGAAGGAGAGAGGGGUGCUGUGUCUUCUGACAUCUCUCCAUCAGGACCAGCAGAGGAAGGGCGUGAUCGUGGCCACGGACAGCAACUUCGCCAUGGCAGUGGCCCACCACGCCACCGAGCUCCACAUCCCAGUGUUCGUCAUCAUGCCCACCGACACCUCGCCGGCCCGGGUGAAGAUGUGCCGGGACUAUGGGGCGAUGGUCAUCGCCUUUGGCAGGACGGUGGAGGAUUCCCAGGGUCAUGCCCAGACGCUGGCCCGGAAGAAUGGCUAUCUCUAUCUGGAGGAGGAGGACAGCAAUGCGUUCCUCUCUGGGCUGGGGACGGUGGGCCUUGAAAUCUUUGAGCAGGUGCCCCAGCUGGAAGCGGUGGUGUUCCCUGCCGGAGGGCACUGCGGGCUGCUGGCCGGAUCCGCGGCGGCCCUCAAACACCUCAACCCCCACAUAUCUGUGAUUGGUGUGGAAGCUGAGCGUUUUCCCAUCCCGCAGCAGUACCUAAAGACAGGUCAUCCCAUUGAAGGGCAGGCCUGCUGCAGCCGUGAUUUCUACCGAGAUCCGAGCGGCCCUUGCUUUGGCGACAGCGCGCCGGAGUUGGCCCGGCGGCUGACGGACAAGAUGGUCACCGUCUCGGAAGAAGACAUCCUGUUAGCCAUGCUGAGACUGCUGGAAUAUGAGAGAGCCACGGUGGACGCGGAAGGGGCCGUCGGCCUGGCUGCUCUGGUGGCUGGAAAACUGCCAGAGUUCAAGGGGAAACGGGUGGCUGUCACCGUGUGCAGCGCAAACGUGGAGCUGCCCCUGCUGCGGCAGUGCUUGGACCGAGCCUUGACCCUGGACGCCAGGAAGUGCAAGUUCUCCGUGCGGAUGGCCGACAGUCCCGGGGACCUUUCCAAACUGCUGGAGCUGCUUGCCCGGGAAGAAGCCAGGUUGUUGGAUCUCCAACAGGAACGCGCAUUUGUGACCUCUGAGCUUUUCGCUACCAAGGUGACCUGCGUUGCCGAGACCAGAGACAAGCAACACACGGCCCGCAUCCACAGCCUCUUGCAGCAACGCUACCCGACGCUCGUCUGGAAGGAGCGGUGACCGGACCUGAGCCAAGAGGCAACCCUCAAGCCCAAUCACGGGCCCCUCCGCCACCUCUUCAGCCCCCUCCCCGCAUGGAGUAGGAUUUGGCAUCCAAAGAGCCAGGCCGUAUCCGCGUGGCUCAGUGGAAGAGCCCGGGCUUUGGAGUCAGAGGUCGUGGGUUCAAAU
Tachyglossus aculeatus (Australian echidna) is the source of this 1962-nucleotide messenger RNA. Its product is annotated as L-threonine ammonia-lyase-like. Gene Ontology annotation, molecular function: L-serine ammonia-lyase activity; threonine deaminase activity. The coding region runs from base 148 to 1794 and encodes 548 amino acids. Lineage: Eukaryota; Metazoa; Chordata; Mammalia; Monotremata; Tachyglossidae. Gene Ontology annotation, biological process: L-serine catabolic process; L-threonine catabolic process. The transcript has 12 exons. The record is from RefSeq and is a predicted model, not a curated record.